Medicago truncatula (barrel medic) is the source of this 1501-nucleotide messenger RNA. RefSeq names its product UPF0481 protein At3g47200. Bases 23 to 1348 code for a protein of 441 amino acids. The transcript has 2 exons. The record is from RefSeq and is a predicted model, not a curated record. Lineage: Eukaryota; Viridiplantae; Streptophyta; Magnoliopsida; Fabales; Fabaceae.
ACCAGACGAGUUGCAAUCAGAGAUGGAGGAGGAAGGAGAAGGAGAACAUAGUGUAUCAAUACCAGACGAGUUGCAAUCAGAGAUGGAGGAGGAAGGAGAAGGAGAACAUAGUGUAUCAAUACCAGACGAGUUGCAAUCAGAGAUGGAGGAGGAAGGAGAAGGAGAACAUAGUGUAUCAAUACCAGACGAGUUGCAAUCAGAGAUGGAGGAGGAAGGAGAAGGAGAACAUAGUGUAUCAAUACCAGACGAGUUGCAAUCAGAGAUGGAGGAGGAAGGAGAAGGAGAACAUAGUGUAUUAAUACCAGACGAGUUGCAAUCAGAGAUGGAGGAGGAAGGAGAAGGAGAACAUAGUGUAUCAAUACCAGACGAGUUGCAAUCAGAGAUGGAGGAGGAAGGAGAAGGAGAACAUAGUGUAUUAAUACCAGACGAGUUGCAAUCAGAGAUCGAGGAGGAAGGAGAAGGAGAACAUAGUGUAUCAAUACCAGACGAGUUGCAAUCAGAGAUCGAGGAGGAAGGAGAAGGAGAACAUAGUGCAUCAAUACCAGUACCAAAUGAGUCACAGUUAGAGAAACCAACUCAUCUUCUUGAUCUUCAACGCAAAGUCAUCCUCACUACAUCUAAUUCCAAGAAUAAAAGCAAUGAAGCUGCCGACAUGAAAUGGAGUCAGAAGCUUCUUCAAAAAAUAAAGAUAUGGAGUCGGAAGCUUCUUCAAAAAAUAACGAAUUGGAAAUGGAAGCUUUAUUAUAAAAUAAUGAAAUGGAUUGGGAAGAAAUCAAAGCGAUAUGUCGUACCGUUCACAUACAGGAACAUACAAGAUCUAAAAGCUGUAGGAAUAAGACUUAAGACAAGCAUGACACAAAGGCCAAGAGACAUAGAUUUCUGCGGAGGAUGGUUCGCUGCAGAACUGACUCUUCCUAUGAUCAUUGUGACCAACGGUUCAGCCCAUAUGUUCCUCAACCUGAUAGCAUAUGAGAUGUGUCCAGAUUUUGAGAACGAUUACGAAAUUUGUUCUUUUCUAGCUUUCAUGGACUCGCUCAUCGACCAUCCUGAAGACGUGAAGGAAUUGAGAUCAAAUGGGAUUUUGCUCAAUAAACUUGGGAGUGAUGAGGAAGUUGCCCAUCUUUUCAAUAUCAUAAGUACUGACUUGGUACGAAACACAUACAUAUACCAUGACGUUAAAUGGAAAAUAAAUGAUCAUUACUGUAAUAAAUACAAGACUUGGAUAGCGCAGGGUUUUCACACUUACUUCAACAGUCCUUGGGCCAUUAUUGCAUUCAUUGCUGCGGUUGUCGUCCUUGUUCUUACUUUCAUUCAGACAUGGUUUACAAUUCACCCGACUAGCAAAUAAAAGUGAUUCGUUAUGACAAUGUUGUUUUCAUUAUGGCACUCAACACUUCUCUGUGGAUUGUGUUGAAUUUUUUUAAUGAAAUUUUUUUAGGUUAAGUUUGCGUGUACGUUUUAGCUAUGAGUAUUUCAAAAAGAAAGAGUGCCUUUAUAUUUC